Teleopsis dalmanni is the source of this 845-nucleotide messenger RNA. Its product is annotated as antigen 5 like allergen Cul n 1-like. Bases 1 to 777 code for a protein of 258 amino acids. Lineage: Eukaryota; Metazoa; Arthropoda; Insecta; Diptera; Diopsidae. The record is from RefSeq and is a predicted model, not a curated record. The transcript has 3 exons.
AUGAAAGCGGUUGUAAUUCGUCUAUUUCUAAUAUUUUUCCUUGCAAGAGAAAUAUAUUCACAAACAAAUUAUUGCAGUUCAUCACUUUGUAGAGGAAAAAAACAUAUUGCAUGUGGAAAUAAUGGUGCUUUUAGUUCAGCAUGUGGAAGUAAUGUGAAAAUAAUGCCAAUAUCAAGAAACCUCCGUAACGCUAUAGUUAAAAAACAUAAUCAGUUACGGAAUCAGGUUGCCGGUGGUAGUAUAUCGGGAUAUCGAGCUGCCACACGUAUGGCGACAGUGCGUUGGAAUAAUGAAUUAGCUAAAUUAGCUGUGUUAAAUGUAAAGCAGUGCGUGAUGAAACAUGACCAGUGUCGAAGCACCAAUAGUUUUAAAUAUGCCGGACAGAAUUUGGCAAAUUCAGCUUGGUAUGGUACUACUAAAACGGUGCGAUCUCUUGCAAUGCAACACAUACAGAUGUGGUUCGAUGAAUAUAAAGAUGCUUCUAUGAGUUAUAUUAAUAGCUAUUCAAAUCCAACAAAUGGUAAAAAGAUUGGACAUUUCACACAAAUGGUUCAAGAGAAAGCUACACAUUUGGGCUGUGGUAUUUUACGCCAACAAAAAGGAAGAUUUAGUUAUCAAUUCAUUGCUUGCAAUUAUGCAUACACUAAUGUACUGGAUCAGGCCGUUUAUAAUAGUGGGACUGUAGCAUCAAGCUGCACCACAGGACGCAAUAAAAAUUAUAAGAAUUUAUGCUCCACCGCUGAAUCAUAUGAUGUCAACACAUUAUCAGACGCAUAAGUGCAAUCAAUGUGUAUAUGAUUUAUAUACAAACCAUACUUACAUGCAUACAUUAAUAAAAUGUGAAC